CUAGAAAAUUGAACGGCAGUUACGUUCAUGCCUUCGAUCGUGACAAUGUUGCCUCCGUGAACGUCAUAUUAUAAAUUGUCUUGCGAUCACGUGCCAAUGAGUGUGCAAGAAUUUUCAAAAAGGAAUUUCUAUAAAAGUGCCUAAGAACAAAAUAAAAUAAAACUGGAUUAAUUCAUCUUUCAAUUGUUCUCCUAUCGGGAUCGAAAAAGCAAACAGGGAGAGAAAAAAGAAGAGCGAGCGAGACAAAUACCAUCACAUCGAUUGACCUUUUCAUUUGUACCAGAAUUCACAGAAUCUUUUCCAAGCUGGUAAAUUUUCAUUUUGCCAAAAAAAAAAAAAAAAAAAAAAAUUAGACAACAAACUCGGAUUAGAAAUAGAAGAAGAAAAAGAAGGCAAUAAAAAAUUUGGAAAACUAAAAUUUUGUUUUAAAAUUGAAACAGAGUUAGGAAGUAUGUCAUGACCAGCACCGACUCGACCUCAUUUUGCACUAAAACUGACGAAAAGGAUGAUGAUAGUCGCAUCGAUUCCUCGUCUUCAAGACCAACGAGACCGAGAAAUUUUGGCUCCACUAUUGCACUCGGAAACUCGACAUUUGAGUCCCUUGCACUCGAUGUAUCGUUUUCGGGACUUGCGAGUGCCUCAACACCGAGAACACCCAAUUUUGGAAACCGAACUUCCGAGGAGAGAGAUUCAGAAAUUUGGGAAGACAUCGGAGUUGUUGAGUACUUGGAGAGGGGACUCAGUCCUGGCGAUGAGAGUUCAGCUGAGGAUCGAGAAGAAACCCUCCGACAAGUUUUGUCAGAAACGGAUAUUCACGAGGGAGAUGGAGAUAUGUCAGAUUUUUUAUUUCACGUAGCACGAACGAAACAUGGGAGAAUUUACAUUCGAGUUAUUCGCACACUUCUCUUAAAUCGAGUCUUAUGCAGCAACCGGGUGAGCCAAAUGACCAAAACCUACAAUGAUAUCGAGGCAGUAACAAGGCUUUUAGAAGAGAAAGAGAAGGAUUUAGAGUUGACAGCACGAAUUGGCAAGGAGCUGUUGACGCACAAUCAAAAACUCGAGAGUACUGUCAAUGCUCUGGAGGCAGAACUGAAAGCAGCAAACGAGAAAAUCACUCAAUUGACACACGAGUCGUCAAAGAAAACCGAAUUGAUACAGAUUUUGACUAACGAUGUGGAAGAAUCAGGUUCGGAAGCUGCGACACCCUCAGGAUUACAGGGCAUCAAUUUGGAUGUUAUGCAACGUAAAAUAACUUCACUCGAGGAUGAAAAUAAAUCACUAAAAAGCGAAUUCACAAAGCUCGUUAGUGAGGCUGAUAAUUGUGAGGAGCAGGAGGCGCGUCUCGUCAAAGAUAUCGCUAACCAACUUGCAUAUGCAAAUAUGGAAGUAGACGGCAUUGCUGAGGAGUUGGGCCGACAGAAGGAGGAAAACCGGCUUCAACAUGAGCAAAUAGUGAGCUUGACCGCCAAACUAGCAGAGACGGAAUUACGACUCGCUCGAUUGAUAGCCGAGCACGAUGAAAUAGGAACGACUCUAGUUAUAACGAGGGACAAUCAGAACACACUAGCUAGUGAACUUGCCGAGUUUAAAGACCGUUAUGCAGAGGUUGUUAAUUUGUUGGCGGAAACGCAGGAGCAACUCAAGAAACAGAGGAAACGCUCAAUGCCUACUGUUCGAGGUGGAUCACUUUAUCCGUCAUUAGUGGCUCAUCCUCAACCAGAUUCCAUUGCCUCGGAACUGGAGUCUUCACUUUAUUCUGAAUCAAGUUUGGAUUCUGGAAUAAGUGCAGAUAGAUUACCGACGUAUAAGAAAGUAUUCGAGACGGUUCGCAGUGCCUCAAGAACCUCGUUCAGUGCAACGAGUGAAAGUCAACAAUUCCCACGACUUGGUUCCAUGACAACUUCCACCCUUUCGAGUGGCUCUUCCGGGCCAAGAAUGAGUCUUGGUCCUCAGAUGCGAAGUCGAACGCGCGGAAUGCCGGGUGCUUCGACUUUUCUCAGUUUGGAUUCUACUGGACAUAGUGAUAGCGAGAGUUCUCUCAUUACUGACUCUGAAGAAUAUCCAAUUAAUUUUAACCGUAGGGGACCGCAGCUUCCGGGAGUGCCUGGAGCUCCAGGAGCAGCCGAUUUGGAGGCAGCACUUCGUCGUUUGACGCCCGCAGAAGUGAUUGCGAGACGUGCGUGUCUCAGCACUGGAACUGGUUACACCUACGACUACGAUGGCGGUGGAGCUCAUUCACCACCGAAUUUCCUUCCGUUUGGCUGUCGAACACCAGACAGCAUUAUGUCCACAGGAAGUAGCGGGAACUUGAGCGGCUUCAGUGGCAACAGUGCCGGUGGCUGGCGACUCCCUGAGAAGCUCCAAAUCGUCAAACCCAUGGAAGGCUCGCAGACUCUUCAUCAUUGGUCACAGUUAGCGACUCCCACGCUCGGUGGCUUGCUUGAGGAGCGUCCUGGUGUGAAGACGCGUGGCGGCCGACGAUUAGAGGAUCUGGGACUUGAGACGUACACGCUGACCGACGUCGAGGAAGACGAGGAAUACGCGAAUCCGGGGAAACUCUUCCAGGACACUGGAUCCGUUUACACUUAUACGAAUAGCACAGUUCUCCAUCCCGACGACCAUACGAGUGUGACGGCUAGCGUUGUUGGUAGCCGAGUCGCCAGUGCGCCCGACAGUGCCGUCAAUUCUGGCAUGAACACGCCAAGGACUCUCAGUCGACGUAAUUCCACGUCCACUUUCUCGACGACUCUCAGUCUCGCCAAGAUGCUCAACGAGCGAGGAAUCAAAGCCGUGACACCGUCGUGUGUCGCGACACCGAACGAGGACAAGAAUUUCUCACCGACUGCCACACCUUGCAACAGUCCCGAUGGUAGUCCAACACACUCCAGGUCAGCGUCGCCUUCGCCCACUAGCUCAUCACUCUCAUUCGGAUUGUUCACCACUGGCGCUGAAUUGCUGAAACGUACAUUUGGCAGCGAAUCCGCUACACCUAUUCCAACCGCUUCGCAAGUUAAAAGGAAACGGGUGAAAAAUCCCCUCUCUAGGUCCGAGAAGAAGGCGUUGACAGGAAUUCGACUCGUCGAGAAACUCGAAAGGAUCGGCAUUGACACGAUAAUGGCGGCUACAACAUCUACAAGUAUAUCACCAUUGGCUUUACAGGGUGCACUUUAUACUAGGCGAAAUAUGGAGAGUCCCAUGGCGCAAUUGACCUUCCUGAAAAACUCCAUGUCCUCCAGCUUCAGCCAAGAGAAAUUGGAUUCUUCUUCCUCGGCCUCUUCCAUCAGUGAGAACUCAAUCUCGUCACUGCCCAGUGACAGAUCAAGGGGAUUGAGCGACAGCGAAGGAAAAUUGAGUUAUGGAUCGAGUCGACAACGACGUACGGGAAAUCGAUCAACGAGACCCGAUCUCGGACAAGUGAAACCACCAGCUGCUCCUCCUGUUACCAAGGAGUCCGCUGCUCAGUCGGCACUUGGCACACUUAGCUCACUUCUUUUUGGUAGAAAAGGCGGUUUACUCUAAAUCGACUCUUCUUCUUUUUUAUUUAUUUUUUUUUGUUUUGUUUUCUCAAAAUCCUUAUAGAGACGACGAGUGUUGAAGAUUUUGAUGAAAGGCUGUGAAAAAAGAGAGCACACUUCAGAAUUUUAUUUUUUAGCUGUAGUUACUAGAAUCUAGUAUUUAAAUUUUUUCCUGAUUGAAUUUUCUUUUAGUAAUUCAAUUUUUUUUUUUUAAUUAAAUUAUUCUAAAUUCUAGUUGAAAUUCCUGUCUAAUCGUUUUUGACUAGUUGACAAAUUUUUAUACUUGAAAGUUUUUUGACUUGUUGAAAAUUAGGUUUUUUUCUUCUAGUUCAAAUUUUUUUUUACUAGUUAAAAAUCUUUUUACAACUGGUUGAAAAUAUUUUUUAAACGGUUGAUAAUAGUUACUAUUUGAAUUAUUUUUCACGAAUAAUUACAUUCUUUUUUGGCUUGUUUUUUAUCAGUUAAAAUACUUUAUUCAUACCAUAAUUAUGUAUUAUUAGGUAUUUUAUAAAACAAUUGUAAAAAAAGGAAAAAGAGAGAAAUGAAAGAGAGAGAUAGAAGACGUAAUUCUGAAGUGACUAAAAUUAUUGUUUAUUGAAAAUGAAAAUAUUAAACAUAUUUUACUGCCGUUAAUGUAUUGUAGGUAUAGAGAAAAUACUCACUUUGAAUUCUGAAAAAAUUAAAUCAUUUAAAAUUUGAUAAAAUUUUUAGAUUUAAAUUUUCAAAAAAUAAAAUCCAUUUAAAAAUAUUAUUUUAAAUUAAAUAAUUUUUUUCGUCUUCAUUUUUUAAAAAUUGUAAUUGAUUUUAAUUAUUAAACUGAUUUCACUUUUCAGGAUUCAAAGCAGUGAAAAGAAAUUUUUUAGGGAAAUGUUCAACACUCGCGUCUAUGCCAACAGUAUGCAGUUUAUUUUUUACGUUUCUUGGCAUAUUUUCUUUUUUCCUUUUUUUUAAUUCAAAUGACUAUGUGCUUUCAAGUAUGCACACAUUCAUCAAUAACUUACAUCAUUUAUAUACACUACUGUUUAUUGUAGAUCGAUCGCUCUUUUUUGCGUCUUCAAUUGAGAUAGAAAAUACUGCCGUAUAAAGAAACAACUUAGGUAACUCAUAUUUCCGCUAAGAUUGAUUUUCACGGAAGCUGUUGUGUGAAUAUCGCCGUAAGUAGUAAUGUGAGGUAACUAAAUUUUUCCUUUGUACAGUGGAAUAGGGAACGUCUGAAAAUUACUCUUUUUAAAUUUUUUUAUUUUAGAAUUAUCAAAUUUUCUAAUUUGCAUUUUUCUCCAAAUUAAAAGAAAAACAACAAUAAAAAAUAGUGAGAUUUCGAAAAAAAUUUAAAUAUCGUUUAGAAUUUUUAAUUUCACGAAUAUUGAGAAAAUAUUCAAGAAAUGGUUAACAAUUUGUUGCCUAAAUAAAAAAAUAAUUCUUUUUUCCUUUUAAUGACAGUGGAACUGCUUUUUUAAAAUCAAAAUUUUCGGAAUUUUCGAAAAUUAAUCUUUUCUUCCGAAUGUUACUUGGAUUAUUUGGAAGUUUUUAAAGAAAUUUUUAAGCUCUAACUAAUUAUUGAAUAACAGUAAAAAUAACCGAAUUUUGAUCUAAAAUCCUUUUAUUGUAGCAGUCAGUUCAAAAAUGGAAAAACUUCUUUUACAUUUCAUGUAAAAGAUAAAUUUUUUUUUUUUUUAACUCGAUUAAUCAAGGAUGGUGCAAAUAACGUUAAUGACGAAAUAAUUUAAAAAUUCUUUCAAUGUGAUCCUGAAUUGAAAGAUUUAGCGCUAAAAGUUACAAAGCGACGUUUCUAGUCGCGUUCGGUGUCGAGCCUAUUGAUAUUUAUGAUAAUUCAAAAUAAUAGUAAUAAAUGAAAAAAAACAACAAAAAAGUCAAAAAAAGAAAAAAAAAAAAAAAAAAAAAGACACGAACGUUACCCUAUUUUGUUAGUAGAAAAAAAGUAGAGUUCUAAGCUAUAGAUGGAUGAAAAAAUAUAUGUAAUUACGAAAAGUAAUUUGAGUAAUUUAAUUAAUAAUUGUACAGAGUUUGUAUAUAUGGACUGGUUAGUUAAUCUAUUUAUUUUGCUAUUGAUAGUUGAAAGAAUUAAUAGUUCGGAAUGAUUAACGGUUUACACAUCCGCGACAUUUCAUGCACAAAUGAUUUAAUUAAAAUCAAUUUUACAGAAGAUCAAAAUGUCAAUUGAUUUAAUGGUGGAUUUUUUAAAAUGGAGACCGCUUCGUUUUUACUUGACUUUAUAUUUAUAGAUUGAAUAAUAAUUAUUUUAUUCAGUAAAUAUUCUUAUUUGCUAUUGUCAAUCUUUGUUGAUUUUUUUGAAGAUUGUGCAUUUAGCCUGAGAAUCGACGUCAUUGUAAAUAGUUUUUUUUUUAAAAUCAGUUCUUGAAUUUUUUGUUUUUAAAAGAAAUGUACUUUUUUUAUUUUCCAACCACUGUAAUGUGCAUGGACAGAGAGCGGUCCUGUAUUUUAGCGCAGCCUUGUAUAUAAUAGACGUACAAAAGAAUAAAAAAAAAAUAAAUUGAAAA
Molecule: messenger RNA, 6034 nt
Organism: Leptopilina boulardi
Lineage: Eukaryota; Metazoa; Arthropoda; Insecta; Hymenoptera; Figitidae
Gene: milt
Product: trafficking kinesin-binding protein milt
Exons: 9
Coding region: 457-3519 (1020 amino acids)
Source: RefSeq, a predicted model, not a curated record